This is a messenger RNA of Phalacrocorax carbo (great cormorant), 6056 nucleotides long. The record is from RefSeq and is a predicted model, not a curated record. NCBI's taxonomy places the organism in Eukaryota, Metazoa, Chordata, Aves, Suliformes, Phalacrocoracidae.
CCCCCCCGCCCCCUCCCCUUCCCCAGCCCCUUUCCCCUCCUCCCCUCGCUCCUUAAACGGGAUUCCGGCUGGGCGAGCCGCGGGACGGCAUCACCGGGCAUCCCGCGGCCGCGGAGCCCCGCGGGUCUGUCAGGUCCCCGCUGUCCCUCCCCGCGCACACACGCUCAGCCCGACCCGGAAAGCAGGAAAAAGAAUUUACAGGCUUUCCCCCCUUUUGCUUUAAGCUCCUCGCCCGUGGCUCCCUAGUGGAAAAAAAAAAAAAAAAUCUCCCCUGGGGUGAAGGGGAGGGGGGUUGGGAAGAAGCCGGUGGGGAAGGGGAAGAGCCGCUCGGUGGGGAGGGCCCCCCCUCAAGGCAGCGGGCAGCCCCCAGCAGCCCCCCGGGGGGGGAUGAGGUAGAGGCCGGCGGCGGAGCGCCCCGCCGGGCGCCGUGGCCGCGGAGGGCAUGAGGCGGCGAGCGGCGGGGAUGGGCGCCAGCGCUCGGUGCUAGAGCCCCGGCGGCAGCCAAGGUCUGAGAGGACGGUAGCCUGUACGAUACAGAAGGAUCUGGUUUUCAAAAUGGAAUUGCAGCUCGCGCUCCUUUUUGCUGGGAUAAUUGCAUUUUCGGACUCGGCGAGAGGCCCCCCAAGGAUUGCUGAUAAAGUGAUUCACCGUCAGUCCGUGAGGCUAGGAAGGACCAUCAAGCUCCUGUGCCCAGUGGAGGGUGACCCCCCUCCUCUUACCAUGUGGAUGAAGGAUGGACGCACUAUCCACAGCGGCUGGACGAGGUUCCGAAUCCUUCAGCAAGGGCUGAAAAUCAAGGAGGUGGAAAGCGAAGAUGCAGGAACCUACAUUUGCAAAGCCACCAACGGUUUCGGCAGCACCAAUGUGAACUACACCCUCAUCGUGAUUGAUGAUACCAGCUCAGGGAAGGAUAGCCAGGUACCUGAAGGCUCCAAUGGAGAAUAUGAAGAUCAUUCUGGGAAGCAAUGGGCCCGGCCCAGGUUCACGCAGCCUGCCAAGAUGAGACGGAGAGUGAUCGCCCGUCCUGUCGGCAGCUCCAUCCGCCUGAAGUGCGUGGCAAGCGGGAACCCACGGCCUGACAUCACGUGGCUGAAGGACAACAAGCCCCUCACACCCCAAGAGAUUGGGGAGAACAAGAAGAAGAAGUGGACGUUGAACCUGAAGAACCUGAAGCCAGAAGAUAGUGGGAAAUACACCUGCCGAGUGUUUAACAAAGUCGGAGAAAUCAAUGCAACAUACAAAGUUGAAGUAAUCCAGAGGACGAGGUCCAAGCCCAUCCUGACAGGGACACACCCCGUCAACACGACGGUAGACUACGGUGGGACCACGUCCUUCCAGUGCAAAGUCCGCAGCGAUGUCAAACCUGUCAUCCAGUGGCUGAAAAGGGUGGAGUACGGCACGGAGAGCAAGUACAACUCAACCAUCGACGUUGGGGGACAGAAGUUCGUUGUGCUGCCCACAGGGGAGGUCUGGUCCCGUCCCGAUGGUUCCUACCUGAACAAACUGAUGAUUACUCGAGCCAAGGAAGAGGACGCAGGGAUGUACAUUUGCCUAGGGGCAAACACCAUGGGCUACAGCUUUCGCAGUGCUUUUCUCACAGUCCUGCCAGAUCCGAAGCCUCCCAGUGCACCUGUGCCCCCCUCCUCGGCCAGCAGCCUUCCCUGGCCCGUGAUCAUCGGCAUCCCCGCCGGAGCUGUCUUCAUCUUUGGAACAAUCCUCUUGUGGCUUUGCCAGACCAAGAAGAAACCCUGUUCCCCACCAGCUGCUGCCCCCGUGCACCGGCCGCAGCCCCGGGACAGAAUCUGUGUCUCCCAGGUCCCCGACAAAGACUGCAUCUCCUCCAUAAACUAUGAGGAAUAUGUCGCCCAGCAUCAGCAUUUACUGUCGCAAGGGCCAGCACUCGCCCCAGCCAUGGCCUCCAAAAUGUACCCAAAGAUUUACACGGACAUCCACACCCACACCCACUCACACGUGGAGGGCAAAGUCCAUCAGCACCAGCACAUUCAGUACCAGUGCUAAAAGGGUGGCCGUGUACAGUAGCUCGUUUGGGCUUUUCCUUGUGGUACCUCAGAAGAGACUGCUCCAAGUCAGCUCACACUGCCAGCAAUAGGCAAAGCAGACAGAAAAGAUUUUAUAUAUAAUUUUAAAUAUAUAUAUACAUAUAUAUAAUUGUAUAUGCGUGUGUGUAUGUGUGUAUAUAUAUGUGUAUAUAUCUAUAUCUAUCUAUAUAAAUAUAUAUAUAAUAGAGAAAGACAGAGAGAGAAAAGAGAUUUUUUUUUUUAAUUAUUGCAAUCAGGAUGUAGCCGAGGAAUAAUGAAGGAACUCCAAAUCUCAGCAGAGAGGCAGCCAUCCCCAGCAGCGGAGCCUUCCCGGAUUUUUUAAUCAAGGUGGCGACAAGUGGGACAGGACACAGGGACGUGACCCACCACCUUCUUCCUUGUGUUGCUAAAAGGAGCAAGAAGAGCAAGAGGCGACUGUGGUGCUUUUCUGGAUGGGCACUGCUGUUCCUGUGCCUGCUGCACAUCACUUGCAUCAGAGGGAAGCCCCCAGACCUGCUCUGCAUGACUUGAGCUCUAAAGUACCUUAGGUUUAGUGUCAAAGCACCAGAAGACAUAUUCACCACGAAUUCACCUCUUCCAGGGGUAAAAAAUAACACAAGAGGGUCUGGAAAAAAUAGAUUCUGUUCACAACAUGAAAUGCCAAAUGCUUCUCAAUCAUGGUCGUUCGAUCUGAACGCUAACAAGGCUGCUUAGUUCGAUUUCUGCAACUUGAAGGCAUCGUGGUUCCCAUAGGGGGUUCUGCAGACCAAACCACAAGUGCUCCACUCCCCAGUCCUAGGACUCAGUGCUGCUGCCAGGAAAAAGGAAAGAGGAAAGAGGAACAUUGUACAGAACACCUUUAUAUUUAUAUUUAAGAAAUAAUAAUUAAUAAUAAUAAUAAUUGAACUGCUGAUGGUGAAGAAAGCAAAACACGCUGUCCUUCUCUGAUGGUUCACAGUGACAAGCUACUGGAUUUUCUACAUGAAUGAAAAAUACAUUACAACAUUAGAAGAAAGAAUAAGAAACAAAGAAAAUGAAAUAAUAAUCUUGUAGGAAAAAAUGCAUUUGAGAAAUAUUCACCUAGGUUGUGUGUGGUUGUCCCCUCCCCUCAGAUAACCUUUUGGAAAUUAUACAACUUCAUUGCAGUUCAAACAACGGUAAAAACAGAAAGAAGAAAAAAUAAAUAAGGACCAUAUUAAAUACCUAUAUGGACUGGAAAUGAAUCCAAUUGCAAAUAUAAAACCUUUGUAAUUCUAUAUAGAGUUUAAACAGAAGUCAUGUAUAUUUAAUUUAUUUUGUUAAACAAGAAAAAAAUGUAUGAUAUUUUCCUCAAAACAGGCAUUUCUAUACAUAUUUUUGAUCAAAGAAAAUAAAGAAUUUUUUUUUUCAGGUUCUAUAGAUGCCACGCUCAGAACACACUCAAUGUAGCAUGUGACCGCACUUCUCCUAACCUAAAGGUCAUCUAUCUCUAUGCCUUUUUACACUAGCCACGUGUAAUCUCCUAACAUCAUCUCAGGUACCGCUGGUGCCAUCGUUUCCAUCAGAAACUGCCCUUGUGAGGGUCUGCAGGGGCCAGAUUUUCUCAUGGACCUCUCUGCAUCUUCAGUAACAAAGAUCUCUGCUUGCAGGGCAAUCUGUUUAGCUAUGCAUUUUUUGGGGGGGGAAGGAGGUUGCAUUUGGUUUUUAAGCACAAACCUGCAGUGGGUUUCCAUUUAAAAGAAAAAUUUGUAAAUCAAAUCAUAAGAAUUUGUGAGCCUGUAAAGUGAACUUUGGCCUCAGGGUGCUUGGGAGGGGAAAAUACGAAAUGUAGGUGAAACACUUCAUUUGUAAAUACAGCUGCUGAAGGAGCCAGCGGGGAGGUGAGCUGGGUGCCGUUAGAAGAGCAUGUGGGGAGCUGCUCCCCUUCAGGAGGGCUCACACCUUUGUUCUGCUGCACGCCAAGGAGAGGCACCCAACCCUUUAGCAGCCAAACUUUUCUUUAGAGAAGGCAGGUUCAGUAAUGCUGCAACUGUUUGCUGUUCACUUGAGUUUCACUUAAAGGUGGCUGGGAAAAAAAACCCUGAAGUUUUGAAACAUGCCAAUUUUUAAAUUUGAACUUACUUCCUGCUCAAGCCUGUUCCACGAAAGAGAUCUUCGGCAAACCAGCUGCUCUGUUUAAAAGUGAAACACUUCAUUCAACGUAAAACAAAACGGUGCUUUAGGCUUUGCUUUUCUCUGAACUUUUCUGAAGGUAUUUGCUCUGGGUUGACUUGCAGUGAUUUUUCUGCUGGCUUGUUUGAGUCACCAGCAAACCAAACAGUUCCCUGUUUGCUCAGCCGUACCGCUGUGAGAUGGGGCCCCGAUUCAGCGAAGCAUGUAAGCUCCCGCUUUCCUUCACCAAUACAUGCUCUUCCAAAAAGGCCCUUUUUUGCCUUAGCCAGCUGGAUCAGUGGCUCCCACCGCACCAGUGCUGGCUGGAGCCAUCCGAUAACUCUGGGGAAGGGGAGGAGGAGGAGAAGGAGGAGGAGGAGAAGGAGGAAGUAGAAGAGGGAGACCUUCCUACUCACAUGGAGUUUACCAGCUGGCACUGUUGCAAUUAAGCGCAAUUAAGCGCUGCAUAGCACACUUCUCUGCUUUCUUGCAUGCUGUAGUAGGAAAUCCAUGUUAUAACCUCUGCCGGAAGACCAUUGUGAGGGAUGGUCUUCCUGUAGAGGUUAUAACGAAGCAACCCAUUGCUUUUUUUUUUUUUUUCAGGGGGAAGGUUCAGUUACACUUUGUUAACACAAAUUUAUGAAGUCUGAAAAAGCUAAAUUGAGAUCAUGGGUAUCUUUGUGCAACCUCACAGCUUCAGGGAGACUUAAAUAUGAGCAGUGAGAGCUCUGUUCAGAUACAAGGCAUGACUUAGGCAGGAGUUCUUAGUGGCUGUAGUUUAUUGAGUCAUUUCAUUAAAAAAAAAAAUCUAAAAAGCCUUUAUAUACUAAAUGCAUCACCUUUAUUUCAAGAAGGCAGUAAGUGGAUGUUUCCAUUAGGGACACUAAGGGCUACAUCUCCUAUCUCAUGCCCAUGGGAAGCUACUUGCACCACAGUACGUACCGAGCUGCUGCACAUUUCAGCAGCAUUAGGGGCAUGGCAGAGGGGCAAGGCAGAGCCCGCAGCCCUUCUCUGCUCUCUGUGCCGACCCUGCAGUGGGAGGACACUUCUGACACAUGCUGUCGUAGUGGAACUGAUACCAGCUUCAAAUGUGGAGCUGAACGCUGGCAAACCCUAAGAGAUUGUCCUAUGGCACUUUUUCAAAUGGCAGCUAUAUCGCUGACCCUCAGAGAGAGGGUUAGUGGGUUAAAAGAAGCAAUUCUGUGUUUCCCACACAGCCCAGUCUUCCACGCUGAGCAUAAUGCCCUCCACUGGUGCCUUCUGCCCUUUGUGAUCCAGCUCUGUAGUGUUGCAUAAUGCAGCCAAAACUUUACAUGUUGCCAGAUGUGCGGGAGGAGUGGCUUCCUCCUGCCCUUCAAAGCUCCUGCCUUUAGACACAGGUCUCUAGUGAUGCUGUUAUAGAGAUUUCCCAAGGGGACCGCUGCAGUAAACCACCCAGCAUGGACGAUGCAAUGGCCAGGUGCAGCUGCAGCUCUGAGCCAUGGUGCUGAGACAGCAACUCUGGUUUUGGAUGUGCUCUGUGAGAUGCUAUAAAGGUCUUGCUUUGCAGAAAGCUUGGGGUCUUCAUUCUGCAUUAGCUAUCAGCUCCCUCUUGAGCAUCUCUUGUUGGGCACCCAAAUUGGUGUGAAUUUUCCCCCUAGAAAAAUAUCAUUAUAUGUUCUAUUUAAGAGGGGCUAUAUACAGUGUCUGGGCCUUGCGCUGGCUUGCUGUGUCUGGGUGGGGUUUGCAUUUCUGAGGAGUUAUUUUGCCUCCACAAGGUAUCUGUAAGUGCUCUUAAGAGUCCCUCUGUCCCAUGCCCUACUGCAUGCCAUUUAUUUUUAGGGCUUGAUUGUGCCUUGCAUGUACUGCAGAGUCUUCCUUACUCUUAAUAAAUUCAGCCAGGUCCUG